Messenger RNA from Colias croceus (clouded yellow), 6099 nucleotides. It is a transcript of the gene Spt20, whose product is annotated as transcription factor SPT20 homolog. Lineage: Eukaryota; Metazoa; Arthropoda; Insecta; Lepidoptera; Pieridae. Gene Ontology annotation, biological process: regulation of transcription by RNA polymerase II. Bases 143 to 3226 code for a protein of 1027 amino acids. Gene Ontology annotation, molecular function: transcription coregulator activity. Gene Ontology annotation, cellular component: SAGA complex. The transcript has 18 exons. The record is from RefSeq and is a predicted model, not a curated record.
UGUCAUGCAGUGUGAAACAUAAAUAAAGCGUAUUCGUUUUAAAUAAAUCAUGACUUAAUACUCAAGCCUAAAAUGUUAAAAUUAAUUAAUAUACUUAGAAAAGUAACUGGAACUCACAUAUUUUAUUUUUAUUAAUCACAUUAUGGAUGGUUUAAUUCACGCGGCAUUGGAAGCAGAGGUUAUACUUAAUCGGGCUAAACAUGUGAAUUCAAACCUAAUGCAUUUUGACAGAGGUGUCUCAGAACAUAAAAUGACUUGGACCCAUGAAAAAAUGCAUUUAGCAGAAUCUGUUGAUGAUACCAGAAUGAAGUUUCAACGAAGCGCCAGUAGCUCGUCGACAAAAACAAGUGAAAAGUUUGAUUUAUUUAAAAAACUUCAUGAAUUGUACAAUGAUUUGAGCAGAGAUGAAUUAUCCCAAGCAAGCUAUCAAGGGCUUAAAACUACAUCAUAUUUACUAGAAAAGUUAUUGGCUACAUACAAUCUCAAUACUUUAAUAAUUAAUCUGUAUCCCGGUAAUAAGGGUUACUCAUUAUCUCUUAAAGUCAAUGGAAAUACACAGUGUCUUCAACCACCUGAUGGAAAUGGAUCAACAAGUCAGGAUGAGACCCUCAUAGAGACUCCAAGAUGGCCUUACGAGGAAGAGGAGCUCUUAAGUUACAUAGACAACGAAGAACUGCCUGUGGUGCUAUUGGAUCUAUUGGAAUCAGAACACUCCUGCUUAUUUUAUUCAGGAUGUAUUAUUGCUCAAGUCAGAGACUAUAGACAGGCAUAUCCAAGUUUUAUGUGUGAUACUCAUCAUGUUUUAUUAAGGCCCACCAAUCAGAGUAUAAUAACGGAUGCAAUGUGCAUUGGGAGUCGAUGUGGGUGGGCAGGGGAGGAACGCAGUGCAUUAGAGGCAGUUGAGGCUGCAUUAGUUCAUGCGGCUGCCCCACCUCUGUGCCUUGAACCUAGACCUGCAGUGGGAUUACUAGCAGCUCGGUUGCAUGCUGCUCCACGAUUAUUUAAUACACCUCGGAUAAGGCGACAGGCAAAACGAUUUUCACAGGUGGCUGUGAAUAGAAAGAGGAAAUUAGACCAGUUUACACAUUAUCAUGGUUUAGAAUUAUUGGAAUUAAUACAUCGACAGAGAGCGAAAAAUAGUAGACAGUCAGUUCCUCAUACACGACUUACGUCGAAAUAUCCGAAAAAACCACCAGAGGUGUUCAAACCAAUUGAACCGCCAAAAAUGGAGCCAUUACCUUUAGCUUUACCCUCGGAACCAAGUGGACCAUUACGGCUGGCUCGAGCGUAUGAGCGCCCGAGGCCUACACCCGACUGCCAACCUCAAUUAGUUGAGGAAUACAUUUUGGAAACAGAGAAAACUUCACCGCAUGCUGGAGCUGGUUUCUUCCAUAUAAAAUUGAGUAUAUUACAGAGGCCAUCAGAUCAGGAAUUCUUAGGAGAAUUAUAUGUAGAUAGAGACCAUGUAGAAGGUGAACGUAAUGGCGCGGCUUGUCGAUUUACUUUAGGUUCUCGGUUACAAGCAAAUAAGUAUAUACAACAGUUCACGGAGAUAUUCACAGAAGAAGGUCGAAAGUCUGUUCGGAUAAAGCACAUAGUACCUGGCCAAUUACCAAGAGUAUCAUUUACUGGGGGCAUGAGAGAAAUUCAACAAGGACAGCAUUUAUUGUUGCAGCAGAGGACAGCGGCUGCCAGUAAUUCUACUGUUCAAACACAUGCCACCACCGUUCCUGUUGUCACGUCAGCAAUAGCCACACCAACUGCUCAUCCAAAUACCAGGCAACUUCCUAUAUUGCAAGCGCAACUGCAGCAAGUUGCCACCGUUGGUACGGUCGGUGGAGUGACUGCGGUCGGCACGGUCGUUGGUACGGUUGGAAAUGUGGCCAAUGUUGCCAAUGUUGGCACGGUCGUUGGGACCGUUGGCAACGUCGCCAACGUGGCUAACGUGGGCAACGUGGGGAAUGUACCCAAUGUUGGCACGGUUGUGGGUACGGUCGGCAACGUAACUACAGUGCCCGCUGUGGCUAGCGUUCCCGCGGUUGCGGGCGUUGUUGAGUCAGCUCUCAAACAGCAACCUUCGCCCACACCACGGCUGUCUCCGCAAGUUCACGAUAUUCAUUCGACGCAGGCGUCUACAAAUCAGCUGUUGGCUCAACAAUUAACGAAUCCUCCACAACCACUCAACCCACAGAAAAUGCAGUCGGCGAUAAUUCACAUACAACACCCUUUGAUGUCUUCUGCUGGCACAUCACAAGUUCAGACUAUUCAAUAUACGAGUGCAACGACGACGCAACAAAAGACAACAGUUACAAAGCCGAGGUCGACAAAUCCAGCGAUCAACGCUCUCGUCACCAGUCUUAUGAAUUCGGCGCAGCAGUUCCAGCAAGCUGCAAACCAAAACGCGGCGAAGUCAGUGGCGAGUACAGCGAGCAGUAACGCUACGAUACUGAACUUGCUCAAUAGCGCGCCCGCAGCAAUGACACACGUGACGUCAUCAGCGGAUAACUCGCUCGAGCACAAGCUGCUAACUCGAACGGUGUCCAUUGCGGGCGCGAGACUCAUUGCCGCAACAACUGCGUCACACACGCUGCCUACGUAUACCCAGCAGGUUAUGAGUGCAUACACUCGUGACGGGGAAUCAACGAACGUAUCUAGUAGUGAGAGUGCACUAUUGGAGCGUUUGAUGGGUGGUGAAGAGACUGCGACUGCGCAGGCGCAUCAGCAGCAAGCGCAACCGCAGCCGCAACCGCAGCAGCAAACCGCGCAACCUGUGUGUCACUUACAGGGUGUGAGCCUAACAUCGCUGCAGACGCUACAAGGGUUACAAGGGCUGCAGGGGUUACCGGGGCUAGCGGGACUACAGGGUGUUCAGAACGUGCAAGUGCAAAUCCCGGGGUUGGCGGCACCUAUAUCAUUGUCACUGAAUGUGUCUGGUGCACCCAGUAGUUUGUUUGUGUCGGUGCCGCCGACCACUUCGGUGGUGCUUGCUAACCAGCCCUCUGUGCUCAGUUUGCCUAUUGCGCAACUGAUGUCAGCGGGGGUGAAGGGCGGCGUGCGCGGCGGCACGGUGCAGGUGGUGCGCGGCGCGCGCCCCGCCCGCCUCGCGCGCCCCGCCGCCCGCCCCGCGCUGCAGCCCGCCGGCACUGCUCAAUUCAUCACUCAGCCCCAAACGCAAACGCUGAACGCGCACCAGGUGAGGCGGAAAUCGAACCCGGACAGUUCAUAGUAAAGACUUUAUGUACACCACACUGCCGUUAGUUAAAUUGUAAAUAAGUGCAAGUAGAUGAAAUUUAUUUAAGGUGACAGUGAUGAGUGUAUCCGUGCAAUAUGCGAAUAGCCAAUCGAUGGAAUCUAAACAUUGAACUUAUUUAUGCCAGAUGUUCAACUAUUGUAAAUUUAUACGUAAUAUUUAAAAAAUCGCCGAAUGAGACUGACGAAUUCAUUUUGUUACAAUAAAUAUCUCCAAUAUAUAAAAUAAUAAAAUAAAAUGAUAAUUUUUAAUCGUGCAAACGCAAUAUUUUAUAUACAAAGUUAUCGUGUAUAUUUUUAUGUCACAAACGUUAUGUAUGGGGUUUGAAUGCGCAUUAGUUUUUGCUUGAUCAUGACAUGGAUGUGGUUAAAUUAUAAGUAAAACUCCGUUCAAUUACUUAACCAAUUUUCUGCGUAUUAAGGUUCAAAUUAAUUAUUUUGAUCCUUCAUUUAAAUAGCCAUCUUUCUUUGCCUAGAAGCUUCCUGAAGUAAAUCAGAACGAGACAUUGAAUUCGAUAGGCCGAUGGAUAAAUUGCAAUAUAUAAAUUAUGGUAAAAUUUAAUGAAUCAUGUAUUUGAAAAAUUUUAAAAUAUUUUUUGCACGUUUUUUUAAUCUUUUUAAUUAAUGCAUGAAAUUUGUGUUAAUAAUGAUUUUAAUUGUAUUAUUUUAAUAAUUUUACGCGUACCCUCCUUAUUCGUAAUUUGAACCUUAUUACGUAGCUUGAGAAGGCAAUAUUCGAACAGCAAUAUAUACUUCUUGAUCUAGCAGGGUGCAUACUGGAUUGUUAUAGUUUCUUCUAUGCUAUCGAACAAUAUAGUAAAUAAUAAGGCUGCUAAAUACGAUAUUAGCCUUAUUCGAUAGUAGUGUAGAUGGCACCACAUGGGUAUUUUUUAUAUGUAUCCAGAAAAUGCAUGCCUGAAACGUCAAUAAUCCACGUCGUUUACAACGUAAAGUGGUAUGAACAAUCAACGAAUUAAUUAAGUAGUAGGUGAAUUAUGUAUAAGAAAUAUCAAUCAGGUCGCUAUAUUUUCCUCUUAUAGAUAUAUAUAUAUAUUCCUUGUUCUUCUAGUCUUAUUAAUUGUUUGUACCACUACUUACUAAAUUUUUCAAAUAUAACUAACCCCAUAUAAAAUAUCCUAUGCUUACUACUGCCCAAAUAAGAGACUAGUGUAUUGAUUAAGGUUAUAUACAUACGGAUAAGGAGAAUUUGUUCCUUGUUGUUCGUUUAAAUGUAUUGGUUUUCUCAUGCAGUGAUUUCUAUAGAUCGUAUUACCUACAGUUUCUUCCUAAGGGAAGGAUGAGUCAAUUGUACUUAAAACGAAAUUAAACCUGCUUUUGUUUCACAUUAAAUCAGUAUUAUGGGCCAGUUCCAAGAAAAAUUAAUUCGUAUUUAACCAUUGAAGAAUUAGUACAAGAAACGUAUACCUGUGUAUUGUAAAAAUUGUAAAUUUGUAUUAUAAUUGUUGUCGCGUUACAUCACAAUGAAAUUAAAAUAAUGUUAUAUGUACAAUAUAAGUUGAAUUUGCGUCGUGUCACGUGUGUUACUGUGUUCAAAAGUUGUUGUUAAUAUAUUUUAUUUGUAAAGUCAUGGUUGACGGGUGAUUGGUUUUAGCAUAUUCUUGGUUAGGACAUAAUUUUCUAAUGGUAAUAUUUUAUUGUAUGAAAGCUGUCUUAUUUAUAGCUUAUAUUAAAACUGUUUUAUUGGUUUGACGUUCACCCACAAAGGCUGUUCAAUGGAAAUAUUAAUAAAUGAAUUAGAUAUAGAAAAAUAAUAACUGAAUAUAAUACGAUUUUAAUAAAAUAGUAACGUUGAAAACAUGUUCCUCUCGUUGUACAGAAAUGAUGAAACCGGUCAGAAUUUUUAAAAAAGCUUGGCGCUAUAUAUUUAUUUUGACGAGGACUCUCUUAUAAUGAAAUAUUUUAUUGUUUUGAGCGUUGUGGUGCACAAAUAAUUUAAAUUGGCUAAUAAUAUUGUGAAUUAAAUGAGUUAAAGUUUUAAGUAGACAUAAUUAUGACCAUGUCCAUGUGCUUGUUUGCAUACGAAUGUUAAUUUUGGAAAUGGUGUAGACUGAUUUAAAAACGAGAUCCGAAAUGCCGAGUUUCGUGUCUCGUUUUAAUCUCUUCAUUAAUUUGUCAUUGAGGUCGGAGUAGAGAUCAAGUGUUAUGUACAAUCUGGCGCACAAUUUUAAUUAUUUUAUUACACGUUAUUUUAUUUCAUGCAAAUUAUAUUUGUGUAUUGUUGUAUCGAAUGUGUAAACAGCCUGUGGUUAGACCCGGAGCUUAGCUGUUUACACAUUUUAUAAUAUAUAUUUCUUGGAUUUCCGAUUUCACACUAUUAUUAAGUUUAAUCAAUUGUGUUCUUAUAGCAAUGGCAAUAAGCGAAAACGUUUAUAAAUAGGUGAUAGAGACGGUCGUGAAAUACAAGAAAUAUAUUUAUUUAAUAUGAAGUAGUCAAAUCGUGCGAAUUGUUGAUCUCAUUUGUAUAUGGACAUGUAGCUCAAUAUGUAGAGGAAUUUUUAAAUAACUCAGAAAUUUAACCGAAUGUAAAUGUCUAUUAUAGCGUAUAUUAAUGUGUAUAUUUUUAAAAGGAGAUUUUUUUAUACAACCCAAUAUUAUGUGACAGUCAGUUGUAUAAAGUUUCCAGUGUCUUAGUACUUUAUGUUAAUGUAGGUAAUGUAAAUAUAUUUUAAAAUGAUAUGUGAUGUGCGUCUUAACGCUUAUAACGAAUGUAUAAUAAGAUAUAUAUGAAUGCGUUGAUGGAUUUGUGUAUAAAUUGAUAUUGUAUAGAUUAACUUGAGUAUGUUGUUCAGAGAUUGACGUUUCGAACAUGAAUAAAUAAGUUUUACACAA